Messenger RNA from Penicillium crustosum, 885 nucleotides. RefSeq names its product translation initiation factor eIF2 subunit alpha. Bases 1 to 885 code for a protein of 294 amino acids. Gene Ontology annotation, cellular component: eukaryotic 48S preinitiation complex; eukaryotic translation initiation factor 2 complex; multi-eIF complex. The transcript has 4 exons. The record is from RefSeq and is a predicted model, not a curated record. Gene Ontology annotation, molecular function: RNA binding; translation initiation factor activity; ribosome binding. NCBI's taxonomy places the organism in Eukaryota, Fungi, Ascomycota, Eurotiomycetes, Eurotiales, Aspergillaceae.
AUGUCUUUAACAAACUGUCGGUUCUAUGAGGACAAGUAUCCGGAGGUGGAUAGCUUCGUCAUGGUGAAUGUCAAGCAGAUCGCCGAGAUGGGCGCAUACGUGAAGCUGCUUGAAUAUGACAACAUCGACGGCAUGAUUCUCCUCUCAGAACUCUCUCGCAGACGUAUUCGCAGUAUCCAAAAGCUCAUCCGUAUUGGGCGCAACGAGGUCGUCAUCGUGCUUCGUGUCGACAAGGAGAAAGGCAAGGAUACACUAUUCGUCUGGAAGAACGCGAGAACUAACUUUGCACUCCAUCAUGCGCCACGUCGCAGAGGCGACUCAGACCCCCUCGAGUCCCUAUACGAGAACAUUGGGUGGCCUUUGAACCAGAAAUACGGCCACGCGCACGACGCCUUCAAGAUCUCGAUUACGAACCCCAACGUCUGGGAUGAGAUCACCUUCCCCAGCGAUGCCGUCAAGAGUGAGCUGCAGCAAUACAUCAACAGCAAGCUGACCCCCCACCCUACCAAGGUCCGUGCCGAUAUCGAGGUUACCUGCUUCGGUUACGAUGGAAUCGAUGCCGUCAAGGAUGCCCUCCGUACCGCCGAGGCCGACAACACCCCUGAGAACCAGAUCAAGGUCAGACUGGUGGCUCCUCCUCUCUACGUCCUGGCCAGCCAAUGUCUCGACAAGACCCUCGGUGUCAAGUUGCUUGAGGAGGCCAUUGUGAAAAUCGAAGAGCGUAUCAAGGCGCACGGCGGUAGCUGCACUGUGAAGAUGGCACCCAAGGCCGUCACUGAGCACGAUGAUGCGAUCCUCCAGGAGCUUAUGGAGAAGCGCGAGCGUGAGAACACCCAGGUCAGCGGAGAUGAAGACUCCGAAAGUGAUGAGGGUGUUCCCGAGUAA